This is a messenger RNA of Rhinopithecus roxellana (golden snub-nosed monkey), 2019 nucleotides long. It is a transcript of the gene TUBD1, whose product is annotated as tubulin delta 1. The transcript has 8 exons. Gene Ontology annotation, biological process: mitotic cell cycle; microtubule cytoskeleton organization. Gene Ontology annotation, molecular function: structural constituent of cytoskeleton; GTP binding. The coding region runs from base 534 to 1424 and encodes 296 amino acids. Gene Ontology annotation, cellular component: microtubule; cytoplasm. The record is from RefSeq and is a predicted model, not a curated record. NCBI's taxonomy places the organism in Eukaryota, Metazoa, Chordata, Mammalia, Primates, Cercopithecidae.
GUCAGCUAAAGCGUUCGUUGGACAUUGAGCAUGCGUACCAUGUCUGAAGUUCGUAAAUUGAAAUUGAACAUGCGUAAUUAAUCUUUCUGAAUAGGAAAAAAUAUAUACACAACAAAAACUCUCCGUUUAUGGAACAUGCGCAUUCGUUCUCAGGUGUUUCGUGUUGAAAGUGAGCAUGCGCAUGGUGAGUAGGUUGGUCUGAAGUUUGAACGCGACAGAAGUGCUUGUCCGCGUCUGGCGGUUGUUUUUAGAGGUAAUACACCUAGUUUGUGGCUCAGCAUGUCAAUUGUAACAGUGCAACUUGGUCAGUGUGGCAAUCAGAUUGGUUUUGAAGUUUUUGAUGCUUUGCUUAGAGACUCACAGAGUUCUCAUGGACUCUGCUGUAAGAGAGAGAAUGAGGCAUAUCAAGCAUCUUGCAAAGAGAGAUUCUUCAGUGAGGAGGAGAAUGGAGUUCCAGUUGCCCGGGCUGUUCUUGUUGAUAUGGAACCCAAAGUUAUCAAUCAAACACUGUCAAAGGCUGCCCAGUCUGGCCGAUGGAAAUAUGGUCAACAUGCAUGCUUCUGUCAAAAACAAGGUUCUGGAAACAACUGGGCAUAUGGGUUAUUGUUCAAAACUACAACUCCAUUUUGACACUUUCUCACUUGUACCGAUCUUCAGACGCCCUCCUUGUUCAUGAGAAUGAUGCCGUCCAUAAGAUCUGUGCAAAACUGAUGAAUAUCAAGCAGAUCUCCUUUAGUGAUAUCAAUCAAGUCCUCGCACAUCAGCUGGGAAGUGUGUUCCAGCCUACUUAUUCUGCAGAAAGCUCAUUUCACUACAGACGAAAUCCACUAGGAGACUUAAUGGAGCAUUUAGUUCCCCAUCCUGAAUUCAAGAUGCUGAGUGUUCGUAACGUUCCUCACAUGUCUGAGAAUUCAUUGGCAUACAGUACAUUUACUUGGGCUGGCCUCCUCAAGCAUUUGAGACAGAUGCUCAUUUCUAAUGCAAAGAUGGAAGAAGGUAUUGAUUGGCACGUGCGGCCUCCUUCAUCAGGACUUCCUUCUCUUGGUAAAAAGUCUCUCAACAAGGACCUGCAUUUUAACACUUCCAUUGCUAACUUGGUCAUUCUUCGUGGGAAAGAUGUGCAAAGUGCAGAUGUGGAGGGAUUUAAAGAUCCAGCUCUCUACACUUCCUGGUUAGAACCUGUUAAUGCUUUCAACGUGUGGAAAACCCAGCGGGCCUUUAGCAAGUAUGAGAAGUCUGCAGUGUUGGUCAGCAAUAGCCAGUUCUUAGUAAAACCACUUGAUAUGAUUGUCGGGAAGGCAUGGAAUAUGUUUGCUUCAAAAGCCUACAUUCAUCAGUACACAAAAUUUGGAAUUGAAGAGGAGGACUUUUUAGACAGUUUCACGUCAUUAGAGCAGGUUGUUGCCAGUUACUGUAACCUCUGAUCUUGAACAAUGGGAAAAGUACCUUAGGGCAUUUUUGGACCAAAAUAUUUUCAGUACGAUUUUCUCUGUAAAGUUUUCAAAGUUCCAUUCUGUUAAAGUAACCACGUAGAAUGCUGAGUCUGUUCUGCAUACCUAUGCCCACAGAAAAGGAAGAAAACUUUUUCAAUGGAGAAUCGCAUGUUUUUCAAUGAAAACAUCUAUUUGGUAUUUCAUUUGUAAGAAAAAAUGGUGCUUUUAUAAAGAACUUAGGGGAAACACUUUGCUGAGAUGCUGGGACUCUGGAACUAGCCAAGCAAAGAGGAUAUUCUCUACACGUUCCGAAAUCUUCCUUCUUUACUCCAAAAACAACUCACAAAGCAUGAACCAAACUUUCACAGCAUAAUUUCAAGCUAAGGAAUUGUAAUUCUGUACUUAAUAUAUUCAUGUUUGAAAUGAAUGCUUUGAACCACAGGAGGGAGAUGUUGUCAAAUGCUACAGUGUGAACAUGUAUUUUGAAUAUUCUGUAACAGGGUAAGAGUUUCCACUCAAAGCAGCUAUUUAAAAAUAAAUAUGAGGAUUUUGGUAAUAAAUGCUUAUGCCUAACUACAAAAGUAAA